Humulus lupulus (European hop) is the source of this 2775-nucleotide messenger RNA. RefSeq lists its product as uncharacterized. Gene Ontology annotation, biological process: telomere maintenance; DNA repair. The coding region runs from base 1 to 2775 and encodes 924 amino acids. The transcript has 3 exons. Gene Ontology annotation, molecular function: DNA helicase activity. The record is from RefSeq and is a predicted model, not a curated record. Lineage: Eukaryota; Viridiplantae; Streptophyta; Magnoliopsida; Rosales; Cannabaceae.
AUGGCAAUUGAAGAAGAAAGAUUUCGUUGGAUACGAAAUAACCAAAAAAAACUCAGAUCAGACCUUUUUUCUGGUUUAAUGGACGCUAUUCAUCGUGGUGAUUCAGAUUGCUCAAAAGUGGGGAAAUCAAUUAUUUUGCCUUCGUCACACACUGGGGGACCACGAUAUAGAGUACAAAAUUAUCAAGAUGCUAUGGCAAUUUGUAAAUGGGCAGGAUAUCCUGAUUUAUUUCUUACUUUCACUUGCAAUCCAAAGUGGCCAGAAAUAAAUGAUAUGAUCCAUUUAAUAGGCCAAAAAGAUGAUAACAAUAGGGUCGAUAUCAUAUGCAGAGUAUUUGAGAUAAAGUUAUUCCAACUAAUGCACGAUCUGAAAAAAGAACAACCGUUUGGAAAGAUAAUCGCAUGUAUAUACACAAUUGAGUUCCAAAAAAGAGGACUACCUCAUGCACACAUACUACUUUUCUUGCAUUCGACAUUGAAAAAUCCUUCAGCAGACCAUAUUGAUAAUAUAAUAAGCGCGGAAAUCCCGGACUUAAAUGUUGAUCCUGAUGGUUAUAAUGCCGUCAAUAAAUUUAUGAUUCAUGGACCUUGUGGAAAACUUAAUUCAAACUCUCCAUGUAUGAUGCAAGAUAGGUGCACAAAACAUUUUCCAAAAAAAUUCAAUGAUCAAAUCACCAUCGACACAGAUGGCUUUCCAGUCUACAAAAGGAGAAAUACAGGUAUUCAUGUCGAAAAGAAAAGUGUCAUUUUAGAUAAUCGAUAUGUAGUCCCUUAUCACAGGAAUUUGGUUGUCAAAUUUGAUGCACAUAUUAAUGUCGAGGUUUGCAAUUACUCUAGAUCAGUCAAAUACCUUUUCAAAUAUGUUCAUAAAGGGUUUGACAGAACUACUGCAACAAUGGAAUCUAUUGACACUGCCAAAGAAAUAGAUGAGAUAAAAACAUAUUUGGAUUGCAGAUAUAUCUCGGCAACUGAAGCUUGCUGGAGAAUAUUCCAAUUUGACAUACAUUACAGACACCCAGCAGUUGAAGGAUUACCAUUCCAUUUACCUGGAGAGCACACAGUAAUAUUCGAAGAAAACAAAUGUGUUGAAAAUGUUGUUUGCAUACCUGGAAUAGAAAAAACAAAGUUCACUCAAUGGUUGGAGGCAAACAAGAAUUAUGAUGAUGCACUAGAGCUAACUUAUUCGGAUUUCCCUAUAAGUUGGGUUUGGAAUUCAAAGGAGAAAACAUGGACUAGGAGAAAAAAUGGAUUGGCAAUUGGAAGAAUUUACUUCGCGCAUCCUUUGAUUGGAGAACGCUUCUAUUUGAGAAUGUUGUUAAAUUUUGUCAAAGGGAGCACUUCUUAUGAAAGUAUUAGAACAAUAAAUGGGGUGACAUAUCCUAAUUUUAAAGGCGCAUGCUAUGCUUUGGGAUUGUUAGACGAUGAUAAAGAGUGGAUAGAUUGCUUGACUGAAGCUGCAAUAUGGGCAACUGGAAAAGAAUUAAGACAUCUUUUCGUCACGAUACUCAUUCACUGUCAGAAUUCUAAUGCAUCACAACUUUGGAAAUCUAAUUAUAUUGCAUUGUCAGAAGACAUAACUUCAUUACAAAGGAAGAGAUUUAUAAUGAAUGAUCUUAAGUUAACUGAACAACAAGUUGAAGCAUACACAUUGUUCGAGAUUGAAAGUAUCAUGCUGAAGAUGGGAAAAAGUUUGAAAGAUAUAGAUGGAAUGCCCCUGCCUAAUCCAUCUUUGAUAAGAGACUCGGGUAAUAGAUUGGUUAAUGAAGAGCUUGAUUAUGACCGAGAUCAAUUAAAGAUAUUGCAUGAGAAAUCAUUUGCUGCUCUAAAUCCUUUCCAAAAAUCAGCUUAUAAAGCAAUAGUACAUUCAGUAGAGAAUGAACAAGGCAAUUUAUUUUUUAUCAAUGGACAUGGUGGUACUGCAGAGUCGACUUGUGAAAUUCGACAAGGCACCAUACUAGCUGGACUUCUUAUGAAAACUUCUUUGAUUAUUUGGGAUGAAGCACCUAUGGCAAAUAAGUUCAGCUUUGAAGCUUUGGAUAAGACUUUAAGAGAUAUUCUAAGAACAAGGUUUGAAAAUAGCUCUAACAAACCUUUUGGAGGACUUACAAUAGUGUGUGGUGGUGAUUUCCGACAAAUAUUACCAGUUGUCCCAAAAGGUACAAGAGCUGAUAUUGUUGAUGCUUCUCUUAACUCGUCAUAUUUGUGGCCAUUUUUCAAAAUAUAUGAGCUCAACCAAAAUAUGAGGCUAUAUAAUGGAAGCUUGACUGGUUUUGAGGCUGCUAAAAUAGUUUCUUUUGACAAAUGGAUGUUGCAGAUUGGAGAUGGUUCAUUAUAUGAUGACAUUGAUAGACAAUUAAUUAAGCUUCCUUCUGAUAUCACCAUAAAUCCAUCUCAAGAUCCAAUGAAAUCCAUAAUUAAAGUUAUCUACCCAUCACUUUUACAAAAGUACAACGAUCCUACAUAUUUGACAGAAAGAGCAAUAUUAACACCAAAAAAUAAAAUGGUCUAUGAACUAAAUGAGAUGAUUAUGAAUAUUAUACCAGGUGAAGGGAGAACAUAUUUUAGCUCAGACAGUAUAUGCAAAGCAAGUGUAAAGACAAAUGAUGAAGAUCUUUUGUAUCCAGCUGAAUUUUUGCAUGGUUUGAAAUUUAAUGGCAUCCCUAAUCAUGAGAUGCGACUUAAGGAAGGUGCUCCUGUAAUGCUCCUUAGAAAUCUAAAUCAAACAGAAGGCCUAUGCAAUGGCACAAGAUUGAUUAUCAGGCAUCUUGGUAAAUAG